Messenger RNA from Debaryomyces hansenii CBS767, 783 nucleotides. It is a transcript of the gene RFA2, whose product is annotated as Rfa2p. Gene Ontology annotation, molecular function: DNA binding. The record is from RefSeq and is a predicted model, not a curated record. The transcript has a single exon. Gene Ontology annotation, cellular component: chromosome, telomeric region; nucleus; DNA replication factor A complex. Bases 1 to 783 code for a protein of 260 amino acids. Gene Ontology annotation, biological process: DNA replication; nucleotide-excision repair; double-strand break repair via homologous recombination. Lineage: Eukaryota; Fungi; Ascomycota; Pichiomycetes; Serinales; Debaryomycetaceae.
AUGUCAGAUUUUGGAGGAAAUUAUAAUAACUACGGCGACGGAGGAUUCAAUACAGAUAUUGGAAAUGGCGGAUUCCAAAAUGAAAAUAAUGGAUCGCAGAAGCAGCAGUUACGUUCAAGCUUAACGCCAGUGACCAUUAAACAAAUUACAGAAGCUACACAACCAAUACCAGACGGAGAAUUCCAAGUCCAUAAUGUUAAUUUAAACUUGGUAUCGUUUGUAGGAGUUGUGAGAAACGUGCAGGACAUAACCUCUGCCAUUCUUAUUACAAUUGAAGAUGGCACUGGGUCGAUUGAAGUACGUAAAUGGAUAGAUGAUUCCAAUGCAAUGGAUGAAAAUGAACAGGAGAAAUACGAAAUGAACAAGUAUAUUUAUGUCACAGGUGCUUUGAAGGAAUUUAAUGGAAAGAAAAACUUACAGCAUGCGACCAUGAGACCAAUUACUGAUCAUAAUGAAAUCUUGUAUCACCACUUAAGCGCUAUUUCACACCACUUAAAGGCACAAGGAUUGUCUGCUAGAGCUAAUGGCGAACAAAAUCAAUCUCAAGAUAAUGGACUUUUUGUUAAGGAUCCACAUGGCAUGGACGUUGGCACUUCAAUUCAAGAUAAGAUCUUAACAGUUAUUCGUGAUAACACCAGCAGUAUGCAAGAAGGUGUUCCUGUGCCUUUCAUUUCUCAAAAGUUAAAUGUGACGGACGACCUUGUGUUAGAACAGUGUUCUGAAUUAAUUGAUAACGGUAAGAUUUAUUCCGGAUAUGAUGAUAGUGCUUAUUUGGCUGUCUGA